CAACCUGAGACAAGGGAGGACACCUCUUGCUGUUGUUAAUUGGCUUCAUUGGCUUCAACUUAUGGCACCUCUACAAAUGAGAGUCCUGCAAGCUCCUCUGUCUUGCUAGGUCUUGUAAGAUCCUCAGGUCUUGCAAACUCAGGGCUGUGCCUUCCUUGAGUCAACCCAACAGUAAGCCCUUCUUGACUUCACCAUCAGAAACUCCACUUCACCAGUUUCACAACGUCUUGUCUCUCCUAAAUUCUGCUGAGCACGGAUAAACCCUGUGCAAAACACUGAUAGCAGUCCUCUGCCUUAUGAACUGAGUAGAUAAGGGGGUCAACUUAUUCUGAGAGAAUUAGGAGGUGAGGGAGAGAAGUGGGGAUCUUUCAGCUUCAUUGCUUGUGUUUGUCCCAUGCUUGAGUGGCAGAAAGAGGAAAGUGGCACUGUGGAAGACAAGCAAAGGGCACAUAGAAGAAUUUAUGGUUGGAAUUGCAAAGGAAGGAGCCAAAGGAAGGGUUGGUGAAAAGAAGGAGAAGCCAUGCUGCAGGGAAUAAAGUUGUUUCACCCAGCAUAAACAAAGAAUAUCCACACCAGAGGUGCAGUUUCAAUCAAUAAAGGUCUCCAGCAGCAAUGGCUCCACCGAAGGAAGUACCCAAUGUCCACAUUUUCAGCACCAGGGCUGGAGAUGUCAUUGUUCGCUCUGACCUGAACUGUUACCUGCUCCUUCCUCCUCUACCAACCUCACCCAGUGCUCAUCUGCAUCCCCUCCACCCUUCUUUAAGGGGUGGCGAACACUAUUUUGGCUCCCGGUGGCAUGACUCUAUCUACAUCAUAAAGGACAACAAAGUCCUGGAAGCCCAACACUUGCAUAUGGCACCCAGUAAAGAAGCCCGUCGCCUGCACCCCAGCUGUUGUGGUGGGCAACAUUACUUUGCCAUUGCUGGCGGCUCCUUUGGCAUCAUCCUCAGCCCAGGCAGCAUGACAGCAGUGAAAGACCUGUCCACAGGGGAACCAGAUCCAGCCAUGGAGCCAGGACAACAUCGGUGGUCCAAAGAGAAAAUGGAAAGCCAUCGAAGUUAUCUGUAUUGGCAACUGCAGGACAACUUCAGCGGAGAGCUCUUCUCUUUCCAUCCCAGUAUCCUUGGUUUCUUGCCGGGGGGUCUCGGACUCAUCAAAGGGUCUGCGUUCAAGAUUUGGGAAUUGGUGGACACUGUCCACAACCACUCCGAUGCCCAUGUCACCAAGACUCAGGGAAUCCCCCUGAUGGUGGGCUGUGCCAAGGAGAGGCUGGAGGACAUCGGGGACAAAUGGAUAGCCUCCAUAUCAGAUUUUCCAGACCCAGCAUCCAUUGCCACGGCACUAGCCAAGGCCCAGUUUGCAUUGCCAACCAACUAUGGGGGUCUAGGCCUCAACGUAGAGGAGGAGGAGUGGGAAGGAGCCCAUGAGGAAGAGAUGGACAUGCAAUUCACAAUACAACCCAACAAAGUUGCCUACAUGUGGCAGUACCAGCUUGGCCUCGGGAAAGAGGCCAUUUUGUUUUGUCGGAAAAUUCAGGUCACAAACAGCCGCGACCCACCUUGUGAGAUCCCCUUGCCUCCGUCAUCCUAAAUUUUAAGCCAAUUCUACCUCCAGUCCUCUAUGAUUUCCUAUUUUUUCCCAAGUGGAAUAUUAUAAGUGGGGGGGGGGGAAAAAACCUCUUGAGAGAAGUUUAUUUGUGUGCUUCCUAUCCUUUUCCAAGCGGAAUAUUAUUGCUGAAGUAAUUCUUGGGAGAAGCUUCUUUCUUUAUUUGGGCAAAACCUAAAUAAAAUGAUUUUUAAAAGCUU
Sceloporus undulatus (fence lizard) is the source of this 1805-nucleotide messenger RNA. RefSeq lists its product as uncharacterized. The record is from RefSeq and is a predicted model, not a curated record. Bases 613 to 1590 code for a protein of 325 amino acids. Lineage: Eukaryota; Metazoa; Chordata; Lepidosauria; Squamata; Phrynosomatidae. The transcript has 2 exons.